This is a messenger RNA of Cricetulus griseus (Chinese hamster), 1660 nucleotides long. Lineage: Eukaryota; Metazoa; Chordata; Mammalia; Rodentia; Cricetidae. The record is from RefSeq and is a predicted model, not a curated record.
GGCUCCUCCCCCGCCGCCCAGCCCCGCGGGGAGACAGAGGCUCGUUUAUUUACUCGGCGUGCUUCCGUGGGAGGCGCGGUGGCAGACCCGGGCCCCGGCGUCUGUCGGCUGGAGAGGGAGCGCAGAAUGAGAUGCGUAGAAUUCUAGCUACAGAGGAACAAGUUAGAGGCCGGUGGGUUUUGUUUCACACAAGGUCUCCCCAGGUGUAGAAUUCUCGAUCCUCGUGUGUCUCUGGCUUCGGAGUAGCUGGGGCCACUGGCUGGCCCUCUCGCAGCCUCCUGUGAUGUUCUGAGUGUUUAUUUUCACGAGAAAGCCUUGACCUUAGGACUGCGAAGGCUCUUUUGGUUUCGUUUGGUUUAAAAUAAUAAGUCGAGACGCGGUGUGAGAUCUGUUACCCAAUACACGGAAGGGAGGGAAACCUUCGAAGAAGAUAGAAUAAUAACUGAAGGCCGCUUUGACUGGAGGGCGCCUGCUUUUGUGUCUUCUCUGCAGGCAUGGUUUGCAGCUGGACCCCGACCCAGACCAGGAAGGCAACCUGCAUCAUGUGGUUACUAAAUGCUCUUCAUUUACCUAUUGAUGCCUCCCAAAAAGAGACGCCAAAGACAGUUGCACAAAGCCCAGCUGCUAUUCCACCAACAGCCACUGGAGGGCCCCAAACACCAUUAUGAAUCGCUCCAGCAGCCCAUUACCCACACUGUACAGGUGCCCAGCAAGCCCAUCGAUCAGGGCACCAUCACUUCCUGGGUAUUACCUCAGUUUGAUAUAACAGCUGAAACCCAGUUUCCAGCACACCGGAAACACCGUCCCCGAGACCAGGCAAGACACUUAACUCGAAGAUCUGCCUGCAAGUUCCCAUGUCUAACCUUUGAGAGUCCACCGUCUUCCAGUUCAGAGACAUUGUUGAUAUCCGUCAACAGAGAAGAGCCCUGUCAGUCAGAAAAGGACACUCCCAGAAGGCCUUUAGUGCCGCUGCUCAGUCCCCAGAGUUGUGGGGACCUGUCAGUGCACUCCCUUCAAAGCUUACCUCGUGUGUUCAUGCCCCCUGAUAUCCAGACACCAGAGUCGUCUGUAAGGGAAGGUCCCAUUUCUGUAAGGGAAGGUCCCAUUUCCCCAGACCAGAAAGAAAACAGUCUUCCAGAUAGCAUCCUUGGCCUGAGAACUCCUAGCAGCCCAGAGCCUGGGCCUGUCCUGGUCAAGGACACCCCUGAGGACAAGUAUGGGAUAAAGGUCACAUGGAGACGAAGAAGGCACCUGUUUGCCUACCUUAAAGAGAGAGGGAAGCUGGACGAGAGCCAGUUCCUUGUGAAGAUCUGACUGCAUGUCAUGGACUUCAGCUCAUCUCCAAAGCUGCUGACGGUCAUAGUUUCCAAAGUCUCUCUGGCUUGAAGGAACGAAAUGGAGUGAACACCAAUAGGAGGAAGACUUAGCUAGAGGCCUGGAGCUGGGUUUCGGCUUCUAGAUUUGAAUUUUAAGCCACCUCGUAUUAGGAAGAAUUGAGUUUAGUGUCAUGAACUGUUGCUAUUUUUCUCAUAUUAACUGCUUAAACCUCUAAAGUAUCUCAUACUGUUUACGAUGUUUGCAAAUAAAUGGCUGCUCCAAGUUUUUAGAGAACCCUGCUUUUGCCAGUCGUGCAGCCCAUUAUAAAGGUCUGUGCUGAUUA